GGAUUGUUCAAGAGAGUGAUCAUGGGAAGAUACAGGCAGCAAAGUUAAAAACUAUACAUUCAAUGAGACGAUUUGUGUACAUGAUUCUUAAAGGAAAACUCUCACAUCGUGGGUUAAUACAAAGGAAACAAAGUUGAGGGAGAGUGACCAUCAUUGAGAGUUUAGGAUUGGCCAGACGAGAGACCAAUUUAAAUUACAAUACACCGGGUGAAGUGGACAUGGCUGGAAGACGGUUAACGGAAUCAACAGUACAGAGGUCAGUCGAUUGGCCACAGUAUCAGGUCCUAUGGUUUUUGUGCUAAUGCUAAUGUUUGGGAGCGAUCGACGGCACCCUCAUCGAAAUAAAGCAGCGAUCUAACAGGAAAGUGAGGACAUAAAGGAGACUGUGGCUGAAUACUAGGAACAAUACAUGAUAACGACUUGCAGUCUCCUAUACAACGCAACAUCUACAUCACAAUGUAAUGAGGGGGAGGGAAAGCGAGUGAGAAGGGUGCUAACGUUCCUUGACCCUUAAACAAGAGACUGGCCAAGAGUGAAUUGUUUACUGAUUGUCAUUUUGAAGUGUUGUGAAUAAUGUAUGUGAUAAACAAAGGAUGGCAUUCACUUUCAGAGAUCUGGCUUUUAUUAAAAAAGUAACGUUUCUUAAAUGUGCAGAAUAAGUCCUCAGGAGAAAGACACGACAAACACACACAAACUAUACAAGAAACACAAUGGUGCAAACGUGCACCAAAGCACAGUGCAGUCACUCCACAUCAUCUGUCUGCAGCAAUGCUCACCUGAUGAAAGCAUGGUUUCAAUCCUUGGGGAGCGUGUGGGUGUAUGUGUGUAAGCAUGCGGUGUUGUAUGAAGAUGGCGGGUACCCAAUAGUUUAGCCUGGUUACCCUUGGGAUUUCAAGGCAACUUUGAUGUUAAUCUGGGAAUGUUAACCUGACAGUUAAUGGGUCCUGGUGGGAUCGGAUGAUAUAAAUCUUGUUGAAAGGAUAAGUAUAACCGAUGGGCACACAAAGAGACAGACGGAGGGACUGCAAAGUUGAUUACAGGUUGGCCACAAUUUAGAGCUGCACUGCUAUGUUAUUUUCUAGUAAUUACGGUAACAUGAGUGGCGAAGUCACGCCUCUUCCGGUAGAUCUCUCGGCUCCACUUCACCCCGUUUUUCCAAGGGAAGGAUAACAGCAUCGAUAGAGAAAACCUAUUAUAAGUUGGGGCAUGUGGAGACUUUCAGUUAUGCCGAUGGGGAGAUUGUCGGUCUUGUCCACGCCAGUCGCAAGGAGCGUGACGUCAUAUUCAUACGAGACGUGUAGUCUUUCUCAUUGUGUUUUAUCUACAGCCCUUAACUGAACAAUUGCACAAUAAACGGUCAGGCAUGAAAAAUUAUAAUUUAAAUCAACAAACAACAUAUGUGUACUCCGGGGCAUAUAAAGACUGGGACCAGAAGAUAAUUACUUUCUCUCCAUUGAAACCCAUUCAUAUUUUUCGAUCUCAUAGGUCCCAUGGGCUCUACCGGAAGGGGUGUGACUUCGCGGCUAUUCCAUUCUAGGGUAAAUCGACAACACGGGGUCGUUUCAUGUCAGUCUCUGUUACUUCUCGCAGGUAGUCGAGUAAAACAUGUUAAUAAACAUGUCUCCCAGCGGCUCCACUUUGGAACAACAGCUUUGCUCCAUAAUGGACGUACUUGCAAAAGCGGCCGUAUCGGAAAUUAGCCAACUGUUCUCGGAAGGCUCGACUACCCUUCGAUUACAAAUAACUCAGAGCCUGAAAGAAAACGAAGCGCUGAGGACGAGGAUGAAGGUGAUGAGGAGUGAGCUGUUUUCUUUGCGGCUUCAAACGAGAUCGAAUGCAUCGCGUGCGGCAAGUCGUUUCGCCCUGGCUCGAGCCAACAUCUGCAAACCAUGGACUAAACCACUGGGAAAUGGUUUAAAGCACCUCAAGGACCACAAGGCGGAUGGAAGUCCCCCUUCUCAUUCAUCAUCCAAAAGUGUGGCUUCAACCAAUACAACUCCAUCAGAGCAGGAGACUCCAGACAUAAUUUUAAUCAAAGAUGAAGAGGAUAUCAAUGGAUGCAGUCCAACUGUUGAAGACUGCGAAGCCUUUGGAGAAUGCAGCACGCAGCGUGGCGCUACCUCUGAGAGUCUGCAUGUGGACGCCCCUGGCUCCUCCCACAUGUCCAGUCACGACGGGGAGCUGCGGAUCCUGAGCGUCCACGGAAAAGGGGAGGGCCCACUGGCGGUGGACGCUAAUGACACCCUCUUUACCGCGUCUGAACUGGAGGCCCUGAGCUCGCUGUCCCCGGACCACAGCAUCACCCACGACAGCCUCCUCAGCUUCAACAGCGGCCCCAGUGAGAGGGCCCCGUCGCAGGGGACGCAGGACAGCAGGGGGGGUACCGGUAGUGACGGCCACACAGAACGGCUCCAGUGUGUCCAGGCCGCCUCCCGGUCCCUGAAGCAUGCCGCGCUAGAGGCCGGCGACAAGGGAAGGCGAUUGGGCAACCUCGGUGCACAGUUCCCACAGCAGCACAACUUGUUAUUCCCGCAGGGAGAGGACAAGAGCCUGGACAGCGGCGAGCGGUUCUUAAGCCGCAAGGAGCUGGUCAUGCACCGGGCCAGCCACAAGGAGGCGGCGCCUAUCCCGUGUGCGUUGUGUGGCAAGUCGUUGGCUAACAAGGCAAAGCUGAGAAUGCAUAUGCGCAUCCACACAGGUGAAAGGCCGUACGGGUGCGUCCAGUGUGGGAAGCGCUUCACGCAGAGCGGUAGCCUAAAGAUCCACCUGAGGACUCACUCUGGGGAGAAGCCCUGCGUGUGUCUGCAGUGCAACGCCCGCUUCAGCGACCCCAGCAGUCUUCGUCGCCACAUGGUCAAGCACAUUGGCAAUGAGGUGAUUUAUAUGGCAAUAAACAUGUCGCCGUGCGACUCAACUUUGGAAGAACAGCUUUCGUCCAUAAUGGACGUACUUGCAAAAGCGGCUGUAUCUGAAAUUUGCCAACUAUUCUCGGAAGGCUCGACUACCCUUCGCAUACAAAUAACUCAGAGCCUGAAAGAAAACGAAGCGCUGAGGACGAGGAUGAAAGUGAUGAGGAGUGAGCUGUUUUCUUUGCGGCUUCAAACAAGAUCAAAUGGAUCGCGUGCGGCAAGUCGUUUCGCCCUGGCUCGAGCCAACAUCUGCAAACCACGGACUAAAUCACUGGGAAAUGACCUUAAGCCCCAGAUGGACCACAAGGAGGUUGCAAAUUCCCCUUCUCAUUCACCAUCAAUAAGUGAGGAUUCCUCUGUUACAACUCAAGCAGAGCCGCAGAACGCAGACAUCAUUUUAAUCAAGGAUGAAGAGGAUAUUGGUGGAGGCAUGCCCGCUUUAGAAGACUGCGAUGCCUUUGGAGACCGCAGCAGGCAGGGCGGCGCCACCUCGGAGAGUCUGCAUGUGGACGCCCCUGGCUCCUCCCACAUGUCCAGUCACGACAGUGACCUGCGAAUCCUGAGCGUCCACGGAAAAGGGGAGGGCCCACUGGCGGUGGACGCUAAUGACAACCUCUUUACGGCCUCCGAACUGGAGGCCCUGAGCUCGCUGUCCCCGGACCACAGCACCACCCACGACAGCCUCCUCAGCUUCACCAGCGGCCCCAGUGAGAGGGCCCCUUCGCAGGGGACGCAGGACAGCAGAGGGGGUCACGGUAGAGACGGCCAAGCAGAACGGCUCCAGCACUUCCUGGCCGCCUCCCGGUCCCUGAAGCACGCUGCGCUGGCGGCCGGAGACAAGGAAAGGCAACCGCGCCAGCUCAGCACACAGUUCCCGCUUCAGCCUAACUUGGUGUUCCCUCAGGGCGUGGCCAAGAGUCUAGAAGGCUGCGGGCGGUUUGUCCGCCGCGAUGAGCUGGUCAUGCACCGGGUCCGCCACAAGGGGACAAUGCCCAUCCCCUGUGCCUUGUGCGGCAAGGUGUUGGCCAGCAAGGCCAAGCUGACCAUGCACAUGCGCAUCCACACGGGUGAGAAGCCGUACGGGUGCAUCGAGUGUGGGAAGCACUUCACGCAGGGAGGCAACCUGAAGAUCCACCUGAGGACUCACUCCGGGGAGAAGCCCUGCAAAUGUCAGCAGUGCAACGCUAGCUUCAGCGACCCCAGCAGUCUGCGUCGCCACAUGGUCAAGCACACGGGCUAAGGGGUGCUUUAACACGUAGCAACCGGACAAUCGCAUUGACAGCUUUCUUGUGUAUGUGAUCAAUGAUUGCUUUAGUUUUUUAUUUCAGAUACUUUCCAAGUUUUGGACUUUUAUUAUUUUAUAUUAUAUUAUUUUUAUUAUUAUGCUAUUUGAAUUAUAUUAUUUAAUUUUGUUUGUUUUUAUAGAUUGAGAUACUAGUUUCUGUCAAAUAUUUUUAAUGGUUUAUUCCCCCUGAAUACUAUAUUAUUAUUUAUAAAUAUAUAUUAUUUUGAUAUUGCAGUCUCAUCUAUCGCAAAGCCUGACAUAAAUUCACCUUCCCUGUAUGCAGUCAUGAUUGAGUAAUAAUUUUCAUAGUUGGUUGAUCCACUAAUGGUCAGUGGUGGAUGCACGAUAUAUCGAACCUACAUCGGUAUCGCCGAUAUUCGCUCUGUUGACUGAUAACGGACUAUCGGAAAAUAAAAUGGCAUUCACCGAUGGAAGUGGCCGAUGCUUAUUGGUUGUGUCAGUCAGCGCUGCCUAAAUGUUACCUUGGUUAAUUGUGGUCUGACUUGCCUUUUCGGAGAAAACCUAACAGGUGCUAGGCUACUAUAUUACCACCCAUAAAAGCCCCUGGCUGGAGACAACUCUGUCACAGCGCGCACUUGUGAUUUGUUUACAAAUAAAAGUGACAGAAAAUGUCA
Gadus morhua (Atlantic cod) is the source of this 4829-nucleotide messenger RNA. RefSeq names its product gastrula zinc finger protein xFG20-1. Gene Ontology annotation, cellular component: nucleus. The record is from RefSeq and is a predicted model, not a curated record. Lineage: Eukaryota; Metazoa; Chordata; Actinopteri; Gadiformes; Gadidae. Gene Ontology annotation, molecular function: RNA polymerase II cis-regulatory region sequence-specific DNA binding; DNA-binding transcription factor activity, RNA polymerase II-specific. The transcript is spliced from 9 exons. The coding region runs from base 1606 to 4149 and encodes 847 amino acids. Gene Ontology annotation, biological process: regulation of transcription by RNA polymerase II.